Rhodamnia argentea is the source of this 952-nucleotide messenger RNA. Its product is annotated as universal stress protein PHOS32-like. Bases 276 to 770 code for a protein of 164 amino acids. The record is from RefSeq and is a predicted model, not a curated record. The transcript is spliced from 4 exons. NCBI's taxonomy places the organism in Eukaryota, Viridiplantae, Streptophyta, Magnoliopsida, Myrtales, Myrtaceae.
AUUUGCCCACGACGUGAAAGCUUCAACCCUAGUAAAGUUGACCUUUAUCUCCUCAAUGCAAAGCAGCUGCGAACCCUGUUUUUCUUUCUUAUAAAGUGGACUUGGUUAGUUGUGGUUUUGCAUCAUCACGGCAUCACCACCAUCAUCAUAAAGCCUCACCAAAAGGUCAUCAAUCCACUUCCAUAUCGGUAAAGAUUUCUAUCUAUCUUUUCGACCUUUGAAGCUGUUCUUUCUUGCUCUUCUUUGGAUCGGCUCGAGAGGAGGAUCCGACCAAUAUGACCAGAGACAGGAAGAUCGGAGUGGCCGUCGACUUGUCCAAGGGAAGCAAACUGGCCCUGAAAUGGGCCAUCGACAACCUCGUGGACAAAGGCGACACGCUCUAUGUGAUCCACGUCAAGCCCUUCGUCGGGGACGAGUCUCGCAACCUCCUUUGGUCCACCACCGGCUCUCCUCUGAUACCCAUGUCGGAGUUCCGGGACAAGGAGGUCGCCCAGAAGUACGAAGUUGAGCUCGAUCCUGAGGUCCUCGACAUGCUUGACACAGGAUGCCGCCAGAAACAUGUAACUGUGGUUGUGAAGAUAUACUGGGGCGAUGCAAGGGACAAGCUGUGCGCGGCGGUUGGAGAUCUCAAGCUCGAUUGCGUGGUCAUGGGUAGCAGAGGCCUCGGCACCAUUCAAAGGGUGGUCCUUGGGAGCGUGACCAAUCAUGUGAUGGCGAACGCGACAUGUCCGGUGACCAUCGUCAAAGAUCCGACUUGUCAUGGUUUCUGAUCGUUCUGGACUUUGCCAAGGGACAACUGGUCAUUUCGUAUAUAGUGUUUGUGCUUCCCAUGUUAGAACGAGGCGCUGCCUAAGCUUUUCGCACUUUGUUUGAUGCUUUGUGUAACUGGAAUUCGAUGGACUUAGUUUGCGUUUCAGCUCUUGGAUGUGUAUCUCUCUAAUUCUAUUUCCUU